AUGGACAAUAGAAAGUUCGGCGGCUACUGUGUCAAGUUUCAGAACAUCAAAAUAAUACUCGAUCGGAUCUGCACCCACAACAAAGCUGAAGGACUCAUCAUUGAGACGAUGUACAGAAACGCGGACCUUGAAAGAGACAACUACGCGCUUAUAUGGUCACUUUAUGAAGCUCAAAAGGAAAACGCAGCUAGUAAAAACUCCACCGAACCAAAGCAGAUCAAAGGCACUGAAAUGCAAAAAUCCGAUCUUAAAGACGCGGAAGAGAAGAUAGAAAAGCUACUAAAAGAGGCCGAAGAAGCAUCGAAAGAAAUCGAGAAACGGAAAUUAGCGGAAAAGGAGAUUAACAGCAAAGCAAGUAGUCUUCAGCGACGAAUCGACGCUUUGAAAAGUGAAGGCGAACAAGUUGCCGUCGAAAACGGGCGAUUGCGGGAACUGUUGCAAGAAGAGAAAACGGAAAACCAAUUUCUGAAACGAGAAAUUGAAACCUUGAAGAAGCAAGACAACUAG
Messenger RNA from Oikopleura dioica, 507 nucleotides. Lineage: Eukaryota; Metazoa; Chordata; Appendicularia; Copelata; Oikopleuridae. The record is from the annotation of a GenBank genome assembly.